This is a messenger RNA of Dendrobium catenatum, 726 nucleotides long. RefSeq names its product E2F-associated phosphoprotein. The coding region runs from base 75 to 587 and encodes 170 amino acids. Gene Ontology annotation, cellular component: nucleus. Lineage: Eukaryota; Viridiplantae; Streptophyta; Magnoliopsida; Asparagales; Orchidaceae. The transcript is spliced from 3 exons. The record is from RefSeq and is a predicted model, not a curated record. Gene Ontology annotation, biological process: positive regulation of cell population proliferation.
UAAUUUUACUCGAAAAAACUAGCCCAAAGAAUUCGCCUUUAUCGGCCGAGCGGAUCGGAUUGCCGGUUGUAUAGAUGCAAGGCGUCGGAGGAGAGCAUGCGGCGUCGCAGCAGCGGCCUACGGAGAGCGGCGUCGAACCGCGACCUGCAAAUCCAUGGGAACUCAUUUCCAGUGAUGAUGAGAUAGACUACUCGAUCAAGCCAGAAUUUUAUGAUCCAUUGCUUGAUGAGAAGGACGAACAAUGGAUGAAUAAACAAAGAAAAGGGCGGACUUCUGAUGCUGUGCUUAGUUGCCCAGCUUGCUUCACUACCCUAUGCUUUGAUUGUCAAAGGCAUGAGAAAUAUGUCACGCAGUUCAGGGCCAUGUUUGUUGUGAAUUGCAGUGUCAGAACUGAUCAAAUUUUAAGAGAGCCAAGCAAGAGGAAAAGAAAAUCCAAGAAGCUUAUAGAUUCUGGAAAAAUUCAGCAAGAUCUUCAUAACGAUGUGAUAUUUCGACCUGUUUGCUGCUCAGUUUGCUCGACUGAAGUUGGUGCCUUUGACAAAGAUGAGGUUUAUCACUUCAUUAAUGUUAUUCCAAGCAAUUCCUAAGCUGCUUCUGGUAAACACUUCAAAUACUUCUGUGCGUUAUGCUUUGAUUUAUAUAGAUUUAUCUGCUUUAUAAACGGUAUUACGAUGUUUUCAGUGACUUUAGAUUUCUUUUGGAAUAGUUUUCUUAAUGCUUUCUAAA